Molecule: messenger RNA, 477 nt
Organism: Penicillium cosmopolitanum
Lineage: Eukaryota; Fungi; Ascomycota; Eurotiomycetes; Eurotiales; Aspergillaceae
Exons: 1
Coding region: 1-477 (158 amino acids)
Source: RefSeq, a predicted model, not a curated record
AUGCGUGCUGUGGCGCCAACGGAGAAACUCUUCCUUCGCCCAUCACCCCUCACUUUCCUGGAACCCGCUAUUCCCGCGGAGCUAUGUUUCCUCACUAAAGACGGCACGGAUGUGCAUUUUGAUCGGAAGAGGGAAAGCAGCACCUAUGUUAUUCUCACGCAGUACUUUCCCGAGACUAGCGACGCACGAACCAUGCUCGAAAAGAAACUGAAGGAGCUCGCAGAGGCGGCUAUUGGCGACGAGAGUGUGCUGACUUUUUAUCCGCUCCGGCAUCGGACGGCAGAUGUGGGGAAUGAUGAGGAUCAGGGCGCCAUAACAGUCUUUGAGCGGUAUGGAUCGCAUGCCGAGUAUGAAGGGCAGUCAGCCAUGGUCAGGGAGCUGACAGAAGAAGCGCGAACGGCAGUUGAGAGAUUCGAGGUUUCGACGUGGACAGAUGGGGUGGGACAUAUCCGUGGCAAGAGAAUUACUCAAACAUGA